Messenger RNA from Temnothorax curvispinosus, 712 nucleotides. RefSeq lists its product as uncharacterized. The coding region runs from base 99 to 551 and encodes 150 amino acids. NCBI's taxonomy places the organism in Eukaryota, Metazoa, Arthropoda, Insecta, Hymenoptera, Formicidae. The transcript is spliced from 2 exons. The record is from RefSeq and is a predicted model, not a curated record.
AAAAAAAAUUAGUUUCGUGCAAUUAACAAUUCAGUACAAGUACUGAAGUCGUACGUUUUGCAUUUACACAAGACGUUACUUGAGUUUAAUUUCUCAUCAUGGCUCAAAGUCACGUCAUUUCUGCGAUCUUCCUGACGCUCGUUUCUGCAAAUAUGAUACAAGGAGGAGUAAUACCAGCACAAUUGUUCCACGAAGAAACAUUUCCCAAUCUUGUGAACCUUGUAGGUAUACCCAGGGUUGGUGAGUUCUCUCAUAAUUUUGCGACAUCAGCGGCUAGUGCAGCAUCAAGUGCUUUCAACGGCUUCAAAACGUACGUUGAUAACUUCCGUACCGGUUUGGGCCAACAUAUAGAAAUUCCACCUAGUUAUCCUGUAUUGCACCGUUUCGUGCACGGAGAAAUAUGGCCGAAUGUUGCCGGGAGACCAGCAGUGGGAGUUGUUCCUAGCCGUUUAGUAGCGCCAGGCUUUUUAGGAGGCCGCGUUGGUAAUAGUGGUGCCGCUUCCGCUGGAGCUGCAAGUUCUGCUGCAUCCGGGGGAUUAGCACAGCGUUAAGCUUACAAUCCACUUUAAAAUAUCGGUGAAACAUUAUAUUAUACGCCAAUUAAUAUGCAUAAUAUACAAUGCAAUAGAUUUAUACAAUGUCCUUAAUAUGCUUACUGAUAGUAAGUUGAAUUAAGUACAUCGAGAUAAUAAAAUGAAUUAAUUUCAAGUAA